ACUCGUUGAGUCCAUAACUUGGCACCCAGACAUACAUAACCCGAUAACAAAGAGAACCCGAAAUGGUCCUUCUUCACCUGCCGAGGUUCCCUCUCUACUUCCUCACCUCAUAUCGCUUCGCCUUCUCCACUUCCUCCAGAACCACCCUCUUACGCCCUCCCAAGUCCAUCCUCACCACUUCAGAACCCGCACCCGCCGCAACCCCUUCCCCCGAAGACCUAUCCUUAUCCCUAUCCCUCGAGAACCUCUUCGUUCCGCCGGAGACUACCGUGUCCGUCGACACUGCCAGGAUCUUGAACGGUUCCAACAUUCUGCUCAGUAGCUACGCCAACGAUGCUCAGGUCUCGCAGGCCGAAUUCGUCAAGAGCAGUGUCAGAACCGAGGACUGCCCCUCCGAUGGCCUCCCUGAGUUCGCCCUCGUUGGCCGCUCCAAUGUCGGCAAAUCCUCGCUCCUCAACUCCAUCGUGCGCCGCAAGAAGCUCGCCUUGACUUCGAAGAAGCCUGGAAAAACGCAAUGCAUAAACCAUUUUCGGAUUAAUGAUAGCUGGUACCUGGUUGAUUUGCCUGGAUAUGGGUAUGCAUCUGCCCCACAUGAACUUCGAAUGGAUUGGGAACAAUUCACCAAGGACUAUUUCCUUAACCGGUCAACAUUAGUAUCGGUAUUCCUCCUAAUAGAUGCUAGCAUUCCUGCU
Messenger RNA from Cajanus cajan (pigeon pea), 692 nucleotides. RefSeq names its product P-loop containing nucleoside triphosphate hydrolases superfamily protein. Gene Ontology annotation, molecular function: GTP binding. Lineage: Eukaryota; Viridiplantae; Streptophyta; Magnoliopsida; Fabales; Fabaceae. The record is from RefSeq and is a predicted model, not a curated record.